Molecule: messenger RNA, 3855 nt
Organism: Oreochromis niloticus (Nile tilapia)
Lineage: Eukaryota; Metazoa; Chordata; Actinopteri; Cichliformes; Cichlidae
Gene: fam167ab
Product: family with sequence similarity 167 member Ab
Exons: 3
Coding region: 2248-2880 (210 amino acids)
Source: RefSeq, a predicted model, not a curated record
UGGACUGCUGCUGGGAGGUUCCUGAAAGGUAAACGGAGUCGUAGUCUACGUACGUAGCCGAGUUUUCAGGUGAUCCCCCCCUCAGGGUAUCACCUUGCAGCACGCUGCCAGAAAAGCAGGAACAGGCUGAAAUGAAUCACAUGCAAAAUAAAACAUCGUGCAAGAUGUUCCAGGGGAUUUAGAAGGGAAAAAAAGGUGCUUCGCAAAAUUUUAUCUUUACAGAUGGUGUUUGUUCCCCAGUGAGCGCAAUAAUAAUCACAAUAGUUUCCUUUAUGCUGUGAGAACUAUCAGUAUGUUAUUUUCUCAUAAAUAAAAAAUAAUAAUUAAUUUUAAAAAACAGUUUUUAUUGCAUGGCUGCUUUCACUGUCAGAACUAAAUGGCACUUAAAAUCAUAAUGGUUCUCUCCAUUUCAGAUACGAUUUCAAGUUCUACAAUAACAAGUCCUGUUUUACCUUUAUUAUUACUAUUACUAUUAUAUGGAUCCAUAUAUUUCAAAUGUUGUAACUCUCAAGAGUGUUUUUGUCACUUCCAGUGUGCGUUAUGAUCAAGUUAAUCGCUUCUUUUCUGAAUACAGUCAGAACUGUAGAGCUUCGAUGUCUACUUUAGGGUUUGGAGGGGUGUUGUAUUUUCAUAAUUGUUUACUAAUGGAAAGAUUGGUUUACUUUGAACUGCAGAUGCUUUAUUAGGCUUCUGUUGCCACAACACGGGGGGAAAAAAUCAAUAAGCUGCAGCAGUGUUUACACUACUAACACGAACCUGGAGAUAAUUUCUCUCAGUAUCAACGAUGAAAUUGAAAUCCCUGCAAAUUACUCAGGGUCAGGUUAUAUUAUAGAUUGGAGGACUAUACGCUAAAGCUUCAUUUAGUUACUCUGUGGUUGUGUUUCUUAUGUAGACAUGACCUCAUGUUCCAGAUAGGCGAGCCAGACUUCCUAAGCUGCUCAGCCAGACCAGGUUUUGGCAUCUCAUAGAAGUCCCAACACCACAAAAUAUAUUUUAUUAGUGUGGCAACUGGAGUUUAAAACCAGAGGAAUGUAUGAGUAUGUGUGCUGAUUCACUUAGGACAUUUGGAUAGGGACAGCUGGACUUCCCCCAGUGCUAUCCCCCUCCCUAACAUCUAACAUUUGACAGUGUUUUUAUAUGCUCUGGGUGAAUUUGAUAUUCAGGAUGUAAAAAUUGGCUUCCUAGAGAGGCAGAGUUCCUGCUGGCCUUUUCAAAAAAGUGACUGGCUUCACCAAACCAGCCAGUAAAGAGGGGUUUGUGGGGUUUUAAAAAAAACAACAAAAAAAACUCUAUUUCUUUAUAAUUGUGAUCACAGCUCAUUAUGUGAUACAGACACACUUUUCCACAUCCUUUCUAAGUCUUCUGGAUCAGCAGUUCCUAUUCACAAUCUAACCAGUUCCUCAUUGUACACGCACGGUCCUUACAAAGUUAAAAAUGCGUGCCUCCAGCUUUAAUGCUCUCUGUACACAGUGCGGUCUGCAGCAAUGCACUGAUUCCUGUAGAUAACAAAGACAGCAUCCAUUCCCAGGCUACUAAAAAGUCAGCUACUCAUCACAGUUAAAAGUCUAUUUUCCAUUGCAAAGCAGCCAAGCCGGCUGUAUCAUUAGGGGGGCAGGGACUUCACUGCUGCUAUUAUAGAAUAACAGCACACUAACCACUUAUUGAGAUCUUAUGGACUCAGUAGGAAGACACUGAGCAGUAAGAGUGCUUUUGCUGUUGUUGCCCCUUUUACCAGUUGUAACUGGUCUUGCAUCCCAACUCAACAGGUCAUGAGAAGGUUUUUUUUUUUUAAAUCACAUUGACAUUCAGUGUGGCUUUGGGUUUAUUGAGGCAAUAAGCCUCGUGGACAGGAGGUCGGAAAUUGCUGAUUCAUUUAUAGCACCUCUGUUGUUGCUAUGGAAACAGUUUGUUUCUGUUAAAUGAAAAUCCAGGAGGUGUUUUAUCCCCCUCUGUGUGCCGUCCCCUAAUUUCUGAUAUUAGAGAGGCCACAUGCUUCAUCUAAAUCAGUUUAUAGAAAUACAAUGAAGGUCUUUCUAGAGUGUAAUCUCAUUGGGGGCCCAAACUGAGAUCUAGAGAUAUUCUGCAUUUAAAACAUCUGAUUCCACUAAUGAUUGAAGACUGGGUCUCCUGAAGAAUAUAAAGGGCAGAAAAGUGAAUGCUGGACAGACAGAAUGGAAGGCUGAUGUGAUUUAUAGCGACGAAAGAGGCCAGAUAGCUUUUUUAUGGUUUUUUGUAUUUAACAGGUUAAUGAUGAAUUCACGCUCGGCUCCACAGAUCGUGGUUAACAGGACAAAUGCCCAGGAUGAGGCAGACUGUGGGGAAGGUGUAGAUUUGCCUACAGAUGACCAUCUGAUGACUUUGAAGGCCUUAACAGAAAAACUAAGACUGGAGACCAGGAGACCCUCCUACCUGGAGUGGCAAGCCCAGCUUGAGGCAGAUCGCUUCAGAGACUCAGAAACUGGGAAAGAACCAAUCACAGUUGAGCCUAAAGGGAAAGUAGUUAGGCACAAGGGGACUUCAGUGGACCCAGAUGUGAGUCAGCCCAAGUUGCCAUCAGGUGGACUCAAGGGAUUUGAAAACAUUGAUGAAGCUCUCACCUGGCUCAGGAGAGAACUGACGGAUAUGCGCUUGCAGGACCAGCAGCUGGCGAGGCAGCUCAUGCGGCUUCGGAGUGACAUCAACAAGCUGAAGAUUGAACAGACGUGCCAUCUGCAUCGCCGAAUGCUCAACGACGCCACCUUCGGCCUCGAGGAACGGGAUGAGCUGUCGGACCUGCUGUGCGAAUGCCCGGUCACCCCGGGCCUCGGCCUCUCUGCCCCGCUGAGACUUAUCGGAGUCACCAAGAUGAACAUUAACUCUCGCCGAUUCUCGCUCUGCUAGUGGUAACGACAGAAGAAGAAAAAAAUCCUGAAUACAAAAGACCCUUUAUAUACUAACUUUUCUUGAGUGCAGCCGGCCAACCGCAGUGAUUAGAUAAUGAUGAGAUGUUUUCUGUUUUUAGAGAUAAAACCACAUCACACUAAUUUUUAUGCUCACUGAAAUCAAAGAGAGAGAUUUAAGAGAUAAGGAAGAGUUUGAGUUUUAGUAAGUGUGGUGUUUUUGCCACUAAACUCAACCUUGGAGCAGAUUUCAUACUACAUGCAGUUUUUGAAUCAGUGCAAAAGCAGUGCUUGCUUCUGUUGUUUUUAAAACCAUAUUAGUACUGAUUACCUUAAGUAUUACCAUCUACUUUCUGCCAUACUUUAUCAUCCACAGAUUGUUUAUAUAUAUAUUUUCACUCUUUAGGACAUUUUCAGUGACAAUCACAGUCAGUAAAUUUGUUUCUACCCUGAAAGUUUUGUUGUUGUUGUUUGUUUUCAAAGAGAUGCCUUAAUAUUAUAGAGACUGAGCGCUGUAUGCUCAUUUUUGUUUGUAGAAUAUCAUGGAUAUAAUGGUUUAGUCGGUGUAAUGAUUGUCAAAUUACAUUCCUUUCCGAGCUUAGUCUCUGGAGCUUUGCCUUUUGCUCUAAUAGUAAUCAUGUGAGUUGCCCUUGUCAGUCUGAAACAAAAACAUGCUUUGUUUUCGCGGAUGAACACUAAAUUAUAACUCAUGUAGAUCUCUGUGAGCGCCCAUUGACAUGAUUAUGUGCGUCUUGCUAUGACCCCCUUUUUUAUGCUGGAAUCACAGUUAUAAUUGACUAUAAUUGAAGGCAACCUUUUCUUUACAAGACACUGACUUCAGGUUAGCAUCUAUAGUACAGUACUGUGCAGAUGUUUUUCUUUAGACAUUGGAUUUUUUUCACUUAUUCUUUUGUCCAACUCCUUGUACCUUGGCCACAAGGUGAUUCCCAAAGAGCUAAAACUUGGUGUGUCUCGG